Messenger RNA from Verruconis gallopava, 1056 nucleotides. RefSeq lists its product as uncharacterized. The record is from RefSeq and is a predicted model, not a curated record. Bases 1 to 1056 code for a protein of 351 amino acids. The transcript is spliced from 2 exons. Lineage: Eukaryota; Fungi; Ascomycota; Dothideomycetes; Venturiales; Sympoventuriaceae.
AUGAGCUCGCAGUGGAACAGCUUCAAGGCUGCCUGGAGCAACAACGCGACGCAGUAUCAGUCUCUGGACUCACUGCAUGCCGAAAAGGCGAACACAAGAUGGUAUUGGCGCUUGAUCGCCCAGAUCGCAACGUACAUGAUCCUCGGAGGCUACCUUAUCCUUCCAACGACUUUCGAUAGCGACCAACGGCUUCGGUUCAACAAGGGCGUGCUUGCCAUCAUCAUCGUGGCCCUGCUCACGGGUGGCUACAGCCUGACCGGCCUUGUCUGGUUCGCCUGUCCCUCGACUCUCUUCCGCCUGGAUCACAUCUUCCUUCCUGUCUUUUCGGUCUCUCUUUUCGCUUUUUUCGCCGCGUGCUACGCGCUAGCCGCUUCACCACGCUAUGUGUUCUCAGACCCCUCCGCGCCUACGACCCUCGCCCUCACACUUGCCUCCGCGUCGGUUUACGGCAUAUUUUCCCUCAUGAUGCAUCGAUCCGUCAGGAGAAUGACGAGAGCGCUUGAUCAGAAUCCGUACGGCGUAGGCUCGACGACAAUGCAAGGGCCGUAUCAAGACCCAGCCUACUACCCGCAAUAUGCGCAGAGUGUGCACCCCUCCACGUUCAGCCCAGCCAACGGUUACGAACCGUUCAGCGGUGCACGAAGUCACGCAUCCUUCGAUGGAGCAGCGAGCAUGCGAAGCACGCAGGAACCCUCCGAGGAGGAGCUUGUCAAUCAACAGAUGGCAAAGUUGUUAACCAGGCGAGACCUGGGGCUUAGUCAAAACGCAUCGCGGUCAACCUUUCACUUGGAUUGGCCGCAGGCUGAAGAAGGUGACCACGAGCUGGAAGGAGGCAUAGGCAGGAGGCGACAGUCCGCCAUGGACGACAGCGGCCGUCUCUUGGCUCCCGCUGCUGCAGGUCGAAAACGAAGUCAAAGCGCGGGCGGCAACGCAGGAGCGUGGAACAGAUUCUCAAGGGCGGUCGGUGCUGAUCCGGGGUCGACUCGGCACCAGCGCAUCUCAAGCAGAGAUGACCGGCGGCGAGAGAUUGAGAUGAAUGACAUGCACACUCGAUGA